This is a messenger RNA of Peronospora matthiolae, 729 nucleotides long. NCBI's taxonomy places the organism in Eukaryota, Oomycota, Peronosporomycetes, Peronosporales, Peronosporaceae. The record is from the annotation of a GenBank genome assembly.
AUGGCUGCCAAGACCCGAUUGGAAUUCAUUCUAAAUCCCGUAGAGGGUCCACCAUCGACUCUACUGCUGCCAUCACGACCCACUUCCUUCAACCGGACUUCCGGUACAUUGAACGCUGCAAUUGGCUGGCACCAAGGGCAGACUGAUCUCGGCUCGCAAUGCAAGCGCGACAUCCAUCCGCCAUCCACUUUAGUCAGUCUAAUGCCCUGCAAAAGGAUGCACACAAUACUGCCAUUGACGACCGUCACGUCCCCAACUGCAGACAGCUGCACGUCAGCAGCUACGAGCUCUGAGAGCGAGCAUUCUGACCUAGACAGCCCCAGCAAGACGCCGAUGGUACUAACGAAAACGGCACAUCUUUGUCAAGAAGAGGGCUGCAAGAGUCUUGCAGUGUCACGGCGGAGCUGCGUGCGCCACGGCGGUGGCUCGCGCUGCACCUUCAAGGGCUGCACCAAUGGUGCCAAGCUCCGGAAUCGCUGUUUCCAGCAUGGUGGCUCCACUACUUGCUUGGCUGCUGGCUGCAACAGCAAAGCCAAGCGCUACGGCUACUGCUGGUCGCAUGGCGGCGGUCGGAUCUGUAGUGUCGAGAGCUGUGACAAAGUAGCGGCUCAAGGUGGGUCAUGCUGGGCUCACGGUGGCGGCAAUCGCUGCAAGGUGGAGAGCUGUCGCAAGCGCUCGUACCGGAAGUAUGAUUACUAUUGCGAGGGCCACGCUUGCUGCAACCUGUAA